Schistosoma intercalatum is the source of this 12456-nucleotide messenger RNA. NCBI's taxonomy places the organism in Eukaryota, Metazoa, Platyhelminthes, Trematoda, Strigeidida, Schistosomatidae. The record is from the annotation of a GenBank genome assembly.
GGGGCAAGUUGAAGCGGACGCAGAAAGUGAAGCGGUAGAACAGGUUGAAUCGGAACGUGUGUCUGUGUUCGCUCCAGUCGAAUUGGAGUCUGAGGCGCUUGCAGAGACUGCAGCACAACCGGAACGGGAACGAUUGGUUGAGCGUGUCGGUGAGAUGGAGGCGGAAUAUGGUGAAGUUGGUGAAGGCGUAUUUGAAGGGGAGACGGAAGCCGAGUCGGCAGUCGAAGUGUUCGGUGAGAGAUUGGGGCAAGUUGAAGCGGACGCAGAAAGUGAAGCGGUAGAACAGGUUGAAUCGGAACGUGUGUCUGUGUUCGCUCCAGUCGAAUUGGAGUCUGAGGCGCUUGCAGAGACUGCAGCACAACCGGAACGGGAACGAUUGGUUGAGCGUGUCGGUGAGAUGGAGGCGGAAUAUGGUGAAGUUGGUGAAGGCGUAUUUGAAGGGGAGACGGAAGCCGAGUCGGCAGUCGAAGUGUUCGGUGAGAGAUUGGGGCAAGUUGAAGCGGACGCAGAAAGUGAAGCGGUAGAACAGGUUGAAUCGGAACGUGUGUCUGUGUUCGCUCCAGUCGAAUUGGAGUCUGAGGCGCUUGCAGAGACUGCAGCACAACCGGAACGGGAACGAUUGGUUGAGCGUGUCGGUGAGAUGGAGGCGGAAUAUGGUGAAGUUGGUGAAGGCGUAUUUGAAGGGGAGACGGAAGCCGAGUCGGCAGUCGAAGUGUUCGGUGAGAGAUUGGGGCAAGUUGAAGCGGACGCAGAAAGUGAAGCGGUAGAACAGGUUGAAUCGGAACGUGUGUCUGUGUUCGCUCCAGUCGAAUUGGAGUCUGAGGCGCUUGCAGAGACUGCAGCACAACCGGAACGGGAACGAUUGGUUGAGCGUGUCGGUGAGAUGGAGGCGGAAUAUGGUGAAGUUGGUGAAGGCGUAUUUGAAGGGGAGACGGAAGCCGAGUCGGCAGUCGAAGUGUUCGGUGAGAGAUUGGGGCAAGUUGAAGCGGACGCAGAAAGUGAAGCGGUAGAACAGGUUGAAUCGGAACGUGUGUCUGUGUUCGCUCCAGUCGAAUUGGAGUCUGAGGCGCUUGCAGAGACUGCAGCACAACCGGAACGGGAACGAUUGGUUGAGCGUGUCGGUGAGAUGGAGGCGGAAUAUGGUGAAGUUGGUGAAGGCGUAUUUGAAGGGGAGACGGAAGCCGAGUCGGCAGUCGAAGUGUUCGGUGAGAGAUUGGGGCAAGUUGAAGCGGACGCAGAAAGUGAAGCGGUAGAACAGGUUGAAUCGGAACGUGUGUCUGUGUUCGCUCCAGUCGAAUUGGAGUCUGAGGCGCUUGCAGAGACUGCAGCACAACCGGAACGGGAACGAUUGGUUGAGCGUGUCGGUGAGAUGGAGGCGGAAUAUGGUGAAGUUGGUGAAGGCGUAUUUGAAGGGGAGACGGAAGCCGAGUCGGCAGUCGAAGUGUUCGGUGAGAGAUUGGGGCAAGUUGAAGCGGACGCAGAAAGUGAAGCGGUAGAACAAGGUUGAAUCGGAACGUGUGUCUGUGUUCGCUCCAGUCGAAUUGGAGUCUGAGGCGCUUGCAGAGACUGCAGCACAACCGGAACGGGAACGAUUGGUUGAGCGUGUCGGUGAGAUGGAGGCGGAAUAUGGUGAAGUUGGUGAAGGCGUAUUUGAAGGGGAGACGGAAGCCGAGUCGGCAGUCGAAGUGUUCGGUGAGAGAUUGGGGCAAGUUGAAGCGGACGCAGAAAGUGAAGCGGUAGAACAGGUUGAAUCGGAACGUGUGUCUGUGUUCGCUCCAGUCGAAUUGGAGUCUGAGGCGCUUGCAGAGACUGCAGCACAACCGGAACGGGAACGAUUGGUUGAGCGUGUCGGUGAGAUGGAGGCGGAAUAUGGUGAAGUUGGUGAAGGCGUAUUUGAAGGGGAGACGGAAGCCGAGUCGGCAGUCGAAGUGUUCGGUGAGAGAUUGGGGCAAGUUGAAGCGGACGCAGAAAGUGAAGCGGUAGAACAGGUUGAAUCGGAACGUGUGUCUGUGUUCGCUCCAGUCGAAUUGGAGUCUGAGGCGCUUGCAGAGACUGCAGCACAACCGGAACGGGAACGAUUGGUUGAGCGUGUCGGUGAGAUGGAGGCGGAAUAUGGUGAAGUUGGUGAAGGCGUAUUUGAAGGGGAGACGGAAGCCGAGUCGGCAGUCGAAGUGUUCGGUGAGAGAUUGGGGCAAGUUGAAGCGGACGCAGAAAGUGAAGCGGUAGAACAGGUUGAAUCGGAACGUGUGUCUGUGUUCGCUCCAGUCGAAUUGGAGUCUGAGGCGCUUGCAGAGACUGCAGCACAACCGGAACGGGAACGAUUGGUUGAGCGUGUCGGUGAGAUGGAGGCGGAAUAUGGUGAAGUUGGUGAAGGCGUAUUUGAAGGGGAGACGGAAGCCGAGUCGGCAGUCGAAGUGUUCGGUGAGAGAUUGGGGCAAGUUGAAGCGGACGCAGAAAGUGAAGCGGUAGAACAGGUUGAAUCGGAACGUGUGUCUGUGUUCGCUCCAGUCGAAUUGGAGUCUGAGGCGCUUGCAGAGACUGCAGCACAACCGGAACGGGAACGAUUGGUUGAGCGUGUCGGUGAGAUGGAGGCGGAAUAUGGUGAAGUUGGUGAAGGCGUAUUUGAAGGGGAGACGGAAGCCGAGUCGGCAGUCGAAGUGUUCGGUGAGAGAUUGGGGCAAGUUGAAGCGGACGCAGAAAGUGAAGCGGUAGAACAGGUUGAAUCGGAACGUGUGUCUGUGUUCGCUCCAGUCGAAUUGGAGUCUGAGGCGCUUGCAGAGACUGCAGCACAACCGGAACGGGAACGAUUGGUUGAGCGUGUCGGUGAGAUGGAGGCGGAAUAUGGUGAAGUUGGUGAAGGCGUAUUUGAAGGGGAGACGGAAGCCGAGUCGGCAGUCGAAGUGUUCGGUGAGAGAUUGGGGCAAGUUGAAGCGGACGCAGAAAGUGAAGCGGUAGAACAGGUUGAAUCGGAACGUGUGUCUGUGUUCGCUCCAGUCGAAUUGGAGUCUGAGGCGCUUGCAGAGACUGCAGCACAACCGGAACGGGAACGAUUGGUUGAGCGUGUCGGUGAGAUGGAGGCGGAAUAUGGUGAAGUUGGUGAAGGCGUAUUUGAAGGGGAGACGGAAGCCGAGUCGGCAGUCGAAGUGUUCGGUGAGAGAUUGGGGCAAGUUGAAGCGGACGCAGAAAGUGAAGCGGUAGAACAGGUUGAAUCGGAACGUGUGUCUGUGUUCGCUCCAGUCGAAUUGGAGUCUGAGGCGCUUGCAGAGACUGCAGCACAACCGGAACGGGAACGAUUGGUUGAGCGUGUCGGUGAGAUGGAGGCGGAAUAUGGUGAAGUUGGUGAAGGCGUAUUUGAAGGGGAGACGGAAGCCGAGUCGGCAGUCGAAGUGUUCGGUGAGAGAUUGGGGCAAGUUGAAGCGGACGCAGAAAGUGAAGCGGUAGAACAGGUUGAAUCGGAACGUGUGUCUGUGUUCGCUCCAGUCGAAUUGGAGUCUGAGGCGCUUGCAGAGACUGCAGCACAACCGGAUCGAGAUCUUUUGAUUUCGCGCGUUGGUGAGUUGAAGCAGGAUCAUUUUAAUAAUUUUCACUCUAUUGACAUUUCAUCGUCUUAUCCUACAUCUGCUUGUAGAUUUUUAGAUACUGUUUCUUUCCCUGUUUCUUCUUUUUCUAAUACAUCUUGCAGUCUUUAUCCUCAAUAUACCUGUAAUUUAGCAGAUCUUUAUUCUGUUCCGACAUUGUCUGAUCGUCAACCUGCUAUUUUUCCUUCUGUUGUUAGUUCGUGCUCUGAACCGCCUUCUUCUUCUCAUUCUCUUACAAUUUGUCAUGAUGUUUCUUCUACACCUGUUGUUUCUUUCGUUCUCUCAAAUGUGUCUAACGAUCUUUCUUUUUCCUCUUCUUCCUCCCGUUUUGUUCAUGCUGGUGUUUCUGACUUUACUCGUAUGCCUUUAGAUUCUGUGUCUUUAUUUGAUUCAGAUGAUUCAGCGUUUGUUGCAGAAGGCUUACAUCUCGGUCUCAGUCAAUUUGUUUCCUGUUCAUCGGAGUCUUUCACUGAAAUUCCUAGCUUUGUUAUAGAAGACAGCGUCAUUUCUGUUGAUGCUCCUGACGUUUGUUUCACUACGUACUCUAGAGAAAGUCUUGGAGAGUUGUCUGAUUGUCGACAGGCUGGCAUAUCUUCAGUACAUGAUAUUUCUGCAGAAUCAGUGCCUUUCUUUAUACCUGAAGCUUCCGUUCUUGCUGUAUCGGGAUAUGAAUACAAAUCAUUAAAUGAACUUGGAUCAAGCAAUAGAUUACCAUCUAUUGUUCAGGACACUGCAAAUGUAGUGGAUUCACAUGAUAUUCGGGAAGUAUCUGAGGAGGGCGUUAUUGGUAAAGAUUCUUCAAUAACCAAUGGUCAAAUUGUUUUGCAAACUUCUGGCUCAUAUCAUUCCGCUUUUCGAUGUGAUCCUGAAUAUGGCAUUUCAGAUUAUUCAAACAGCUUAAUAACUGAUAGUUUUGCUGAAAUGAUUAUGAAAGAACCAAACCAUGAUACCGAAAUCUUGUAUUCACCUAAAGAUCAAGAUGCACUAUGUUAUCAGCUUCAAUCAGGUGUGUCAUUAGUAACUGAAACACCUACAAAGUCAGAUGUUUUAGAUAAAUCUCCGCCCUCAGGAAAAUCUGACUUGACUUAUCUUGCAGCAGCAUCAGGAGCAAGUGUAGCUAUGGAAUUUACUGAAGAGGAAGAGGAGGAAGAUGAGUUCUCCAUGGCGUGUCCUGGUAGGAUGAAAACACUUGAACAUGGUGAUUCCAGUCAAUUAGUUCAUUCAGCUCUUGAUAGGUCCGCUAAAAUGCUUACUCGUCUUCAAACCUAUGGAUUUCGAGAGAAUUUGAUGGGUACAAAUUCGCUUGUUAAUCUUAAUUGGCAUGCAUCGGAAACAAAAUUAACAACUCCAUGCAUAGAAUUCCUCGAAAAUGAUGAGAAGACUAAUUCAUUAGCCCAUCAAAAUAUACCUACAUCAAACGUACAUAUGAAUAAGUUCACAGAGCUCGAUCGCGAAGAACAUGAGGACUUUGAUGGUGAUAGUCUUGAAGAAUUAAAUAUCCCAUUUGAAAUUUGUAAUACAUAUAACACACCACGUGAAAUAAUUACAGAUGAAACUGAAUGUGGAAGCACUAGUGUGUUCCCGUUCCCUGAAACUGUUGCUACAAAUCAAGUCUUCAACUAUGACAAUAAGUUAAAAUCUGAUACAGAUUGUCAGCAAGACUCUUUUUUUGAAAAAGAAGUAUCUAGACGUCAACAUUUAGAUUCAGAACUUGUAAUCUCCUCUCAAUCCAGUUCCACUAAAAGGAUUUCAUUCAGCCCAGACCAUGAAUUACAAACAAGUUCCACUGCAGAUGAAUCUAGUUUAAGCAGUCACUCGACAAUUGUGAAUGUUGGAAUAAUGAACCAGUCACCAGUUGUCCCUCAACUUAUAAGAGGAAAUCUAAUCGACGAAAAGCUAUUGUCUCAGAGUUUAUCAUCUCAGGAACAUGAUUUUGGUGUAGAUGCACCCGAUAGUAUUCAGCUACUGGAGUCAAAAACCACCCUAGCAUCUAUUGAAAGCGAUCUUGAUAUUCUUGGUGAGGAAAUAAAGCUGAAAGAUAAUAAUGCUAUAUUGCCACUUGGUCAGAAUUCGGUUCACCUAUCUAGCGUCGCUAAAAGAAAGCAAUCAAAUUUUAUAUCUAACCUAUUAGGAACAGAGCCUGUGGUAGGAAGUACUGCAUUACGAACAUCUACAGAUGUCAGUAACGUUCCAGUGUCGCAACCCAUCUGUACUACUGAAGGACAUAUCAAGACAACACAACGCUACUUUCAUGAACCAAUCGGAGGAUAUGUCAGUUUUCCACAAAUUUCAGAGGGUUCUUGUGAUAAACAGUUAAAAUUUUCUAAUGAUCGGACUAAAUCCUCGCCAUCCAGUAUUAAUGUGGAAAAAAGAAUAGAAACAAGUGAUGAGAACGUUACCAGUAGCUCACUGUCCGAAUUCGAACGACUAGAAAAAGAAUUGGGUACUAGCAAUUCUACUUCCCCUAGUAGUGGUCAUAAAGGAAGUGGUGAAGAUGUCAGUUCACAUACGUCAUCACUUUCUGAGUAUCUACGUCAUGAAAAAGAAUGUGAAAGUUUCGAUGAAAUUUUGGCAUUACCAUUUGACUCAAAACUUAAACUAAAAUUCAACGAUUUAAUAGAUAUAAAUGGUAAACCAAAAACAGUGGUCACAGAUAUGUUAACUUCGAAUAACCUAACACCACUUUAUGGACAAAUUUCAACGAUUUACGAAGAUGUGGCGGAACAUCAUAUAAGUUCACUCUCACAGAGUAUAGAAUCUCCAACCACUUCACUUCAUUCAGCUAAAGAUGAUGAUCAAAUAUCAUUUACAUACUCAAGUCAAAAAGAUGAAAAUAAAUCACAGACCGGUUGUUCUGAUUCUGAACUUUUAAUAAUAUGUUCGAAAAUGCUCAGUGAUCCUUUACAGGCCGAAAAAUCUAAAGGAAGUUUAACUUCUAGUUCCGAAAUAGAACCUUUGCUAGACAGGGUCGAUGAUCCACUGACAGGAGUAGAAGAAACUGAUUCACUAAUUUGUUCUUCGAUCUAUGACUCUUUAGUACCUUCUGGCUAUGAAAACAGUAUAUACGAUGGGACACCGAACAUGAAUUUUGGAGUAAAUGAUAACUGGAGAAACCGCAUAUCCCGCAGAAUAGAUUCAUUAGAUGAAAGCGAACAUGAACAACCCAGUAAAGUUACUGACUCUCUCUGCUCCCCUUCAUCGUCAGAUAUUUCAAACAGGAAAGGGGAAAACAAAUUAAGUCCGCCGGAAGAAAAUGAUCAAGGUAUAAUAGAAUUUAAUUCUGCCCAUAUAGAUAUCUUACAUCAACAAUACAUCGGAACUAUCGUAGAGAAACAGUCUUGUACGGUAUUUCCAAAUAAAUCUUGUUUUAAUGAGAGGGAAAGCUCUAUUACUUAUGGAAAACAGCUUCAGUCAACGCAUUCUGAUGAAAAGCAAGACUCAGGUACAUCUGUGUCAGGAGUUGCACAGUAUGAAUACCUUGAUAAGCCAGUACUUGGAAAUUGUAUGACAGACUCAUUAGACGACAGCGGUUCAGUUAUAGAACAACUAGGUACUAAAAUAUCUUCAACUGAAUGUUCAGCAACCACUGAGUUUGUAACAACAGGAAUACCUUCUUGUUCAUUCUCUACAGCACCAAUCCCCCUAUUAGCUACUGAAUCUAAAGCACUUAAAUAUUCUAAAGUUAUAAAAACACUUAAAAGUGAUGUUUCUUCAACUGUGGAAAAAGUUGCUGUUCCUACCACAUCUGGGGCAAUAGCUCUUCCAAUAUGUGAUAGUUCCUUACAAAGUACCUACCAAGAUGGUGAAAGGUAUGAUCUUAUUUUAAAAAUAGAUUUGAACCCUCAGUCGACUGUAUUCGAUACUUCAGAAGAUGAGAUUUUUGUGGAAGAACCGUCAAAUGAUCUUCAACAACUGAACAGUGUAACGACUGAUGACGUUUCAGCUGUAGCUGUAGAUUCGAAAACGAAAGAAGCCCUAAAAAUGGAUAAUGUACCGUCAGGAGAAGUUAGUGAGGCAUGUAAACAAAUCAAAUGUAAAGAGUUCAAAGAGUCGUUCAUAGUUGAAACUUCCUCCGACUCAGAUUAUGAAAUGGUCAGUAUCACUGAGAGAGAAAAGUCACCAAUAGCUUUCAUGUCAGAAAAAAUGAAGAAGGGUAAUGAACAAGAGUGAAAAGGAAAGAAAAUAACAACCUUAACCUUGGUAAUGAUGAUCUGAAUGGGAUUGUUUGGUCUUCUUCAUAUCAUGUCAACAUAAAGCGUACCUAAUUUAUUAAUUCUGUCUUUUUAUGUCAGAUUUACAAAGCAUUUAUUUUCCUACCUACUAUUACUGUUAUGGUUACUGUGAUUAUUGUUAUUUUUUGCAUUUCCUUCCUUUAAAUCAAUUUAUAUUCAAACAUAAGCACAUUUAAAAUUCCUAACACUUAUCUGUUUAUCGACGCCUAAGAUACAUAUUUUAAAUUUUUUGUCUAUUAAAAGUAAAGUAAAAGUAGAAAGAAGCAUAAAAUAUUGCUGAUUUGUAUAUACACAAACACAUAGACACAGUAGUACAUACCCCAGACAUAUUUAUACACAUAAAACAGCCUUUUAUGAUACAGUGGAAUUUGCUAAACUGAACUUCAAUGUUGGUCGACUACACUGGACUCAUAAAUCUGGAUAUGAUUGGUACCGACUGUUUAGAAGCAAUUUUUCAACCUAUAUGAAAAUCAAAGGUAUUCAUAGUUUCUUUCGUUUUUUAUCAAUAUAUUUUCCUUAUGCGUUAGCUGCAUUUGUAAGGCAUGUUUAUAAUUUCUGUCUCAUUAAUUUCUCAUCAGGUCUACUAACCAAACAAUGAAUAAACUAUAUUUUUUGUAAUGUAGAUAAGUUCUAAAUAUGCAUGCAAUACAAAUCCAGUUUGAAGUACGUUUAGAUUUAAUACGCAUGUUUUAAUUAAUUAAUAGAUUUACUAACCGUUGAUACCCAUCUUUUCCCAUACCAUUCCUCAGCAGACUACUCAGUGGAAACAAUAGUAGUUAAACUAAUUUUAUUCGUAACAUUAUCACAAAAUUUAUAGUAUAACUGAAGUCUUUAUCUCAGAAGGGAAAGUAUUUCACAACUGUAUAUCUAAUGAUGAAUUAGAUCAAUAUCGCAUUCAUAAUUAGUUUGAAGAUUUGUUGACUGAUUAUUUGGAACACAGUUUAUAUUAUCAGAAUUUAAAUUUGUUUCUCUUCAGUUUUAAGGUUCUUGAUAUUCUAAGCACUAAAUGUCAUCCGGGAUGCAAGACUGAGAACUUCAGAUGGAUCAAAAAAGGCUUAACAACUAAGUAAGAAUCCGUUGAUCAGCAUUUUGUGCCUGCAAUCGGUUUGUGUCACAGUUCACCUAACUAUAAACUCUAAAAGCAAGCAGUUGUUUAUAUUCAUGAAACUUCUGCACUUCGAAGACUCCUGUUAAAAAAAUAUUAAGAUGACUCAGAUUUCGGUAAUCAAAACUAUUUUUAGAUCAGAAUAUUGGACCAGAUGUCUAAGUGUUUCUUAUAGUUGAAUAUAAACUUAGCCAUCGUACUAUUAAGGAUAUUGUCAUUCUACUAACAACUGAUUUGUCUGUAUAAAUUUUCCAUACAAGAUGUAAAAAAGAUGUAAAUUUAACAGAAUGUAAGAGCAUUAGUUAUUUUUGAGCUUCAGCUAAUGAGUGAAUGGAGUUUUCAUCACAUUUAACCUUGAUGUAGCCACACAGGAGGUGGUUAGCUUUUUAUUGAUACUGUGUAUGGAUUUCCUUGAUAUGCCGAAACAUUGUAUAGGCCUACAUUAGCUCAUUCUUCAAAAUAUAAUGGUCCUCUGUAAGCUUUAAUCAGUUUACUAUAAAUUCAAGGAUAUAAGGUCUUAUACCAAACAGUCUCCUUGUCCAUAAUGUUCAGUCCUUAUAAUGUUUUUCUUGACAAUGAUGAUCUCUAAAAUACUCACGAAAGCAUCUGUAUUUUGAAAAACAGCAUGAAAAUGAACUAAUAUUUACAGUCGAACCAAAAUCACACCAUUUAUUCAACACCCUAACAAUUUAGAAAACUGUUAAAUCUAAGUCGAUUCUUGAAUUUAUUAAUUGGUCAUAGAACUCAGAAGGUCUGUAUUACUCACAAAAUUUACGUGAUAACAUAAUCAGCUAUAAAUCUGCUUUUUUCUACUGUCUCAAUGUAUCCGAUUGUGCAAUCGCUUGGAGACUACGUGGCAAAUGAUAGUUUUUUCAUCCAAACGCUUAAACUUCCAUGACGAACCGUGAUGAAUAAAUCUGUUUCUACUGUCUCACUACAGUGUGUGAUAAGAAAAACUCUGGGCUAAUGAAUAAAAACUUUUGUGUUGAUUUACUUAACUUUGUUUAUGAUUGGAUUUCUAUUACUUUAUUUCACAUCUUGACUGAAUAACGUAAAAUCUAUCAAUGAUGAUUGUUAACUUGGCAAGACAUUCCUGAGGAAUAUUGGUAAGAAUGUCAAUUAGUUUUACGCAGAAACGUAGCUUUACUGGGAAACUAAACAUUCUCUCUAACGAAUGAGUGGAUAUUCUACUGAAAUAAGAAUUGCUUUUGAAGAUGAGCCCUCUUUUUUAUCACUCGGUUAAAAACACAGAAAAGCUUCUUAUCCCCAUAUUUUACAUAUUCAUUUUAAGAGUUUGACUAGGCAAACAUAAAAAUAACUUAUUAGGUUUUCAGGAUGUUCUCGCGUAAGUAUUAAAAGUAAAGCCAUUUGUUAUAAAAGAGAAUGUUAAUAUUACUUUUUAAUCACGUUAUAUCGGAACCAAGAUUUGCGGCCCAAAAUGGAGAACCAGCUUAACACUAAAGAAUACUUUAUUCAAUACAAUUACACACCGUGAGUCAGAAGUAGAAAGCAAUGAUAAAAAAGAAAAUCACACAUUUAACAGUCCGCAACCUGUGGCUGUUUGUCCACGCUCAACGACAAAUCAUAUUUUACUCUCAUUACCACACAUCAGAGACGAACAUUCUCACAUUUUCGAACUAGUUUAAUUUUAAUUUAAGAACCAAUAAAUAAAUUUAAAAAACUUGUGUGAUCUGAUAAGAAAAAAAUAUUUUGAAGUUGGUUAGUCUUCGUUUACAACCAAACAAUCCCUUUUUACCAUGGAAUUUCAUCUCUUACUGCUGAAUCACACAUAAUGGAAGAGAUAAAUUUAUUUGAGAUUUAGGGCGUUUACAUAUACCCUCGAAUCUAUAACUAAGCAUUGUUUUGUUAAGUAAUCAAAUUUCUUUUUUUAGUUCUACUUUCUGUUUUUAUUGGUUAUUUCCAGCAUUUUAAUGAAUGAUUACAGUAACAAAAUUCGCAGAAAAUUACAAGAUAUUCAAUGUCUCCAACUUCUACAAAAACUUGAAAAAGGUUCAAGAAAAACAGAAGCGUUAUUAUGCUACUAUUUAAAAUUCUUAGACAGUAAUACAUGUCUGUGUGUAUUUUUUUAAAAUGACUUUUAUCGAAUUCAACGGAAAAAAAGAACUCGUUCGUACUGUCUAACGCACAAUCUCUUAAUCACCAAACAAGCUGGUCAAAUCUCACUGAAUUCGUCAAAACUAGAGAUCACAAAACGUUUUUGAUAAAAAUAUUUCUAUAUUAACCAACUGAAAUUUGAUUUACCCCCGUUUGCAUUACAUAAUGUUGUUUAUUGCUAAAAUGUCAGUUCAUGAGAGAUUUAUUUGAACUCAAAAUUUAAUCUAACGAAAAUAAUCUCACCAUUAAAAUGCCUCAUUAUUUGUUGAACUUUUGAGAAUGUCUUACUCUUAAACUCUGGAUAAGCUUAAUUGGAAAGUAAGCAGAAUUAACGAAAAAUCAUUAGGGUACGAGAAAACUUAAACUGCACCCAACAUCUUUACUGAACCAUCUACUCCAACGUAAUUUAACACACAACUAAACAUGACAAAAUGUGCAUGCUUUAUUUGAGUUAUGGCAUUUGCAUUCAUCUAUUUCACUACCCGUUACUGCAAACGCUCAUAAAGAUUGUGUUACUCUAUUUACUAUGUUUCAGGUUUUCUUGCUUUCUCAUUAUUUCCUCAUCUAAUUUGACCUUUUACUCACUUCAUAUUAGUAUUUUUGUUCGAGUUCGAAGUAAUUUUAGUCAGAGAACCCUAUGAAAAGCCAUUUAUGCCAUCAAAAAUAUGCUUACUCAUCGUGUCAUCUGUUCCGAAGUUCCUCUGAGGAAUGUAUCUUUUACACCUUCCAUUCUCGCAUCGAAUACGAAAAAGAUAAAGCCUCUUCGUUUUCCUUUUCAUAUGAAGUGAAUUUUGUUUCGAAUUCAUUUUUAUUUGCAAUUUCAACUGUCCGCUUUUGUAUGUUUUUCAUUUUUGGAUUUCAAUUCACUUGUCUAUUUUUCUUUCCCCAACUAUUUACGUAAAAUGGUAUUUUGCUUGCUUUUUUAGAUUUCAUUUUUAUUUCCCUGAUUUUUAUCUUUUUUUGAGGAGUGAGAUGAGAAAGAUGGGGAAAGGGGGUAGAGGGAGAAAGGAAGUUAAUGAAGAAAAUAAUACACACAGAUUACAACUGCUAUUUAUAUCCACUUCUAUGUAAGAUAUGAAUAUUAAAGUAGAUGUAUUAUUUUUAUUCACAUUUCCGUCUAAACUCGUACUUUCUCUCUCGAUUUCUCUUAAAUUUUGCUCGAUUAGCUUGGAAAAAGAUUCAUGCAUAACCAUACAGCAUUUUUGAGAUAAAAAUACUUUGAUGAAUGAUCUUUUCGUGAACAACAGUGGGGUUUCGGUUUUGUUAGUAUACAUUUUUCAUGAAUGAAAUAUGGUGAGGUGGUCAACAGUAAGACUCUAAAUGAUAUUUUUGUUCAGGCGAUUUCAUUAUCUUUCAUGUCUUUCACCCGUAUAUUCUGUCAAAUAUGAUAAUUAAUUUGCGUAAAAAUAUUACAGCAUACUAAGCU